Messenger RNA from Brienomyrus brachyistius, 4419 nucleotides. Its product is annotated as X-linked retinitis pigmentosa GTPase regulator-like. The transcript has 14 exons. NCBI's taxonomy places the organism in Eukaryota, Metazoa, Chordata, Actinopteri, Osteoglossiformes, Mormyridae. The record is from RefSeq and is a predicted model, not a curated record. The coding region runs from base 64 to 3888 and encodes 1274 amino acids.
ACUGAUGAAGAUCAUUUCCAGUAGGCCUGCACAACCACAAAUGUGUCCAGCUAGUAUUUCUUAAUGCACUGUCAUCGGACCUGGAGGUGUCGAUCUGCAAAUAGAGCUGUCGGUACAGACAUGGCAGGGGGAAAUGAAGACGAUAUACCCGGAUCUGGAGCUAUUUUCACUUUUGGAAAGAGCAGGUUUGCUGACAACGUACCCAGCAAAUUCUGGUUUAAGAACGACAAAGCGCUGAAGAUGUGUUGCGGCGAUGAGCAUACAGCAUUGAUUACAGGCAAAGGAAAACUGUACAUGUUCGGAGUUAAUAACUGGGGCCAGCUUGGUCUGGGAACAAAGGCCACAGUGAACAAGCCCACUUGUGUGAAAGCUCUGAAGGCUGAAAAAGUCAAGCUUGCAGCUUGUGGAUGGAGUCACACACUGGUAUACACGUCUCAUGGGAACCUCUAUGUUGCUGGGGGUAACAGCGAAGGUCAGCUGGGUCUCGGAGACUGCAAGGAGAGGGUCUCCUUCGAGCGCCUUCCGUUCUUCAGGGGGCGAGAAGCUAUCAGAAUGCUGGCCGCAGGCUGCAGCACCUCUGCUGCCCUUACUGGGGAAGGAAAGCUUUUCAUGUGGGGGGACAACAGGGAGGGCCAAAUUGGUCAGGGGAACGAGAGCCGCGCUCUGAAACCUCGGGAAGUAGCUGUGGGGAGGCCGGUGACCUGGGUGUCCUGUGGGUUCCGCCACUCGGCCUUCGUCACCGUCGACGGGCACCUGUACACGUUCGGGGAGUGUGACGGCGGCAGGUUGGGCCUGCCCCCCAAACAGUGGGACUGCCACAGAGUCCCCCAAGUGGUUCAGGGAAUCCCCGACAGGGUGACCCAGGUGGCCUGUGGUGAGAGUCACACCAUAGCGCUCACAGUGACUGACAUCUACUCCUUUGGCAUGGGCCAGUUUGGACAACUGGGCCACGGGACGUUCGUCUUUCAGGCCAGUCUCCCCAAACUUGUGGACCACUUCCAGAAGGGGAAAGUGAGACAAGUGGAGUGUGGGGGAAGCCACACUGCUGUAAUCACCGACAAUGGUCUUCUCUACACGUUUGGAGAUGGCCGACACGGGAAGCUUGGUCUGGGAGAGGAAACAUACACUAAUCAAUUUAAACCUACUCUGUGCCCACGCUUCUUAAAGUAUCAUGUACGGUCGGUUGCAUGUGGUGGGUGCCACAUGCUGGUUCUGGCCAGACCUAGGUCCGGGCUCUCCAGACAAGUGUCGCUAGAAGAAGACGACAUCAUGGAAGCCAGCCUGGGGACAUCCUACAGUGAGGUCCAGGAGGGCAGUGUCACCUAUCCGACUGUCUCCAGGAGCAUGUCGGCUCGAGUCCGGCGCAGACAGAGGGAGCAAUCUCCACAACAGUUUGGACUGAUGGUCCAAACUCAUCUCAAGUCCAGCUUCUUCAGCACCUCCUUACCCUUUUCCAGCCGUAUCGCCCAUCUUAGACCGCCUUGUAUGGAACCAGCUACCAGGGGACUGCAGAAUGGCCUCUCCACCUUCAGGACAAUCCCGUCUAGAACAGAAAAAGUCACAAGUGAAGACCCAGAAGAUACGGAAGAUAAUGAAAUGAAAAUGAAAGAUCUAGGUGGCACCACCGAUAAGCUAAACUUAGAUGUUAAGGGUGUGAAAAGGCAUGAUUUGGGAGAUGGUUCCAGACACCCUGAGGGCAGACUGGUCCCUAUGGAGAGGGACGCUGGUUUAACUCUCCAGCAAGCCCUUUCCCCAGGGGCACGACAUGUCCCCCAUCUUUCACAGCACAAGGCUGACUUCAAACAGAGAUCCACACAGAGGCCUCUUUGCAAGGGUGCCGGCAACAGCCAGGAGGAGAUUUGUACGGCAAGAAAGCGGAAACAGUCUGAAAGGCCUGGAGCAAGUGCCUGUGAACUGGAUGAGAGAAAGCAGCUCCCAGGCUUGGGGGCCUCCAGCGAAACACUGCCUGAGUUGCGUAAACCAACAGAGGUGAAAAUUAAACAAAAGAAAGAGACGACAAACUGCACAGAGGUACAUGGUACAAUAAAUGGAUGGACGGAAAAACUUAUUUCUGUAGAAAAUAAGGAGGUGGAGAGUAGACUUAGCACGCCCGUUAAAGUUAAAAAUAACAAAGACGCAUGGGUGGUGAGUCAUCCCGGUGAAGAUGUGCAAACACCGAAAAAGGGGCUGCCAUCAGGUUUUAAAAGCCUGAAAGAGGUGAGCCAGGACAACACAUCAUGCAUCUCUUCAGCUUACAAGAGAAAAUCUUCUUCCAGCUCUAAUUUGACCCCAGACACAUCUGCAGUAGUUUCUGAAGUUUGUUCUGGAAGAGAAGGACAGAAGAAAGGCACAGAAUGCAAAGAGAAAGGGACAAAAGUUGUGUCUGAAGUGGCAGGAAGACGACAAGAAGGAUUAGUAAGAGAACAAGUGGGUCUGGUACAUUUAGUGACAGAGGUGUUGACUGAACAGGCAGAGUCAGUGUUGGACAUUGAGAGAACACAUAAAAUGUCUCCGAUAGUAAGCAGGUCUCUAAUGCUCUCGGAGAGGAGGGCUGAUGCUGAUUCCUUCAGAUCAGGGAAGAAGACCACUGUCAUGAUUAAUGUCCUACCAGAGGCAAGCAGUUCUAGGCAUAAACUAGAGGAGAGCAGUUUGGAUCAGAAUCACGACAAAACACAAAACCAUGAGAGUGAACCAUUGGUAGAUGAGUUUGAAUCCAGUGCAAAAGCAGAAUCAAGUAAAGGUUCAACAUUUGGGGAGAAGAGUAGAAGUGGGGCUGAGGGCAAAGAUGAUGGUGAAAGUGAGACAAGCAGUGAUGAGGAGAGUGACGAAGGUGUUCAGAAGAAGCACACAGCCAGCAGGAGAGUGAUGAUCACCGGUGACCCAGAAGAAGGCGUGGAUACAGAAGAGGGUGAGACUGAGAAGCCAGAGAGUGAGGAUGAAGAAGAAGAUGCAGAAGAUAGCAAAGAAAGUGAAGCUGCAGCACCAGAGAGUGAAGAGCAGUCACAGAGUGAGACUGAGAAGAUGGGAGAGAUGUUGGAUGGGAUGUCUGCAGAAGAGGAGGAAGAUGAUGGGGAGGAGUCUGGAGAGGAAGAGGAAGAUAAAAGUGAAAGUGGAGGAGAGGAAGAGGAUGAGGAAGACAGUGAUGAAGAGGAGAGUAUUGAUGUGGAACAGGAGGGAAUUGAAGAAGAUGAGAAUGAGAGUGAUGUUGGAGAGGAAGUGGAGGGUGAUGAAGAAGGUGAAGAGAGCGGUGAUGAAAAGGAGAGUGAUGAAGAAGAUGGGAAUGAGAGUGUUGGUGAUGAUGAAGAGGAGGGAGAUGUGGAGGAGACUGAUGGUGAGGAGGGAGAGGAUGGAGAUGAGGAGGAGAGUGGUGGUGAGGAGGAAGAGGAGGAGAGUGGUGGUGAGGAGGAAGAGGAUGGAGAUGAGGAGGAGAGUGGUGGUGAGGAAGAGGAGGAGAGUGGUGGUGAGGAGGAAGAGGAUGCAGAAGAGGAAAUGGACCAUGAACUUUCAGUGGGUGAAGAAGAUGAGGAAUCAGGUGAAGAAGAAACAGAGGAGAGUGGUGGUGAAGACGAGGAAGAUGAGAAAGAGGACGAUGAAGAAGGAGAAGAUGUGGAAGAAGAGGAUAGCGAAAAUGAAAGUGAGCAUGAGGAAGCAGAGGAUGAAGAAAAUGAGGAGAAAGAAGGAAAAGUAAAAGAGGAAAUGGAGGAAGUAUCAAUGGGAAAGAGAAAAAAGGGUAAAGAGAGACAGAAAUCCAGAUCAGCAGCGCCCGUCUUUAAGAGCAAGCCAGGCAGUCUGCACGCCAGAGGCAGGCGGAGAGCAGCAGAGAGCCGCUCGCAGGACUCCCAGCAGUUCUGGAACAAUGUUCUGCCUCAGUACCUGAAUCUGAAGUGAAGAGGUGCCGUUCCAGACCACAGCAUUGGUGCCAUAUUCGGGGCGUCACCCCUCCUGUACUGAGUGCUUCAGGUCUCAGCAAACAAAGACUCUGUAUAUUAUGGAAGUUUUCCUUCCUCCAGCUCAGUGUUUUCCCCAGUAUUAUAGUUUGGCUUUGCCUGCCACUGCAUACUUCUGUAAAUAUGUAUUUAUGUAUACUUUUAAGUAAAAUGACAUUCAAAUCUGUUUUCUUGUUUUGUUUUCCAUCCAUCCAUCCAUUUUCCAAACCGCUUAUCCUACUGGGUCGCAGGGGGUCCAGAGCCUAUCCCGGAAGCAAUGGGCACGAGGCAGAGAACAACCCAGGAUGGGGCGCCAGCCCAUCACAGGGCACACUCACACACCAGUCACUCACACGGGCAAUUUAGCAACUCCAAUUAGCCUCAGCAUGUUUUUGGACUGUGGGGGGAAUCCAGAGUACCCGGAGGAAACCCCACGACGACAUGGGGAGAACAUGCAAACUCCGCACACAUGUGACCCAGGCGGAGACUCGAA